AUAAAAUUAUCAAGGGAUGAGUAUAUGACGAAAAAUUAUACAACAUUUUUCGCAAAUAUCUUUUUUGAAAUAAGUCAUAUAAAUGUGUAUAAAUAACGCCUAUUUAUUUGAUUAAUUGGGCAAAAUUUAAAUGUGCUCAAUUAAAACAACAAUUACUCAAAAAUGUCGCCACACACACAAAUAUAUAUGGAAAUAUAUAUACAUAUAACGACCUCAGAAAUUUUGUUGACCAAACACAUUAUAUUUAUCAUGAAGACACGUACAGAGAAUCAGUCAGUCUUUCGUGGUCUUUCGAACCACGUGGUGGUGAAGAUAUAAUACUUUUAAUAAAGUGUGUGAAUAUAUUAUAUUCUUCCAACAUUGAAUACUUCUAAAGCAUUAUUUGCUGUAGUUCAUUUUUAAAACGAUAUAUAAUUUUCCAAUUAACAUUCUGUUUCGAAAUAUUCGUGUGCAUUACAGAUCUAAAGUAAAUAUUCUUUUUCCGACAUGAUAUUUCUAAAACUAUUAUUAAGUAGCGGACUAAUGUUUAUCGCUGAGACGACUUUCGUUCUUCAUGAAUCAUCUUUAUGCUAUCAACCAUCAAAAUAUAUAAAACCAAUCCAUUACGAUAUCAAGCUUAUAUCAUAUAUUGAAGGAAAUAUUUUCUAUGGAGAAUACAAUAUCAGCAUAAGCAUUCUUAACAAAACGAAAGACAUAUUUUUACAUUCAGAAAAUUUAUAUAUUAAAAAUCUAGUUAUAUCUAUAUAUGUAAAAAAAUAUUAUAAAGAUGCAGUUUAUGAAUGGACACACAAUAUUACAGAAGAAAAAAUUAUUAUUCGGUUUUCGCAUGAGUUAUCACCAGGAAAUUACCUUUUAAAUAUAAAAUAUCAUGGCAUUGCUGAUGAAGUUUUUAGAAUUUUCAACGUGAAAAAAAACUUGCUUUCGUAGGUGUUACUCAUUUCCAUAUAAUAGGCGCUCGACAAUUGUCUUCAUGUUGGGGUCAACAAAAUUUAUUGUUAGAAGGAACCUUUAACAUAUCUAUAGGAUGUAAUCGAUGCACGGCUUUGUCAAAUAUGCCAUUGCAAAAUACAGAAAAAAAUAAGCACAAUAUGUUGUGGACACACUUUGAUACCACACCCGCAAUGUCGCCGUAUCUUGCAACAAUAAUUAUAUCCAAUUACUUAUUACGUGUUGAUAAUAAUACUCAAAAUAUUCAAAUGUGGUGCCGAAACGAAAUUGUAUUUCACAUGGAAUUUGCAAAGGAUGUAGCUGAAAAUAUCACGUUGUUCUAUAAAAAUAAAUGGAAACAACGUUCGAACAAUAUUUCGAAGAUAACUCAUGUUGCAAUUCCAAAUUUCCCUGAUAAUGGCAUAAUAGUUUUCGGACUUGUUCUGUAUAACGAAAACAAUAUCAUCUACAAUGAAAAUUUAUAUCCUGAUGCUCACAAAAUCGAAGUAGCUCAAUUAGUAGGAUAUAAAGUGACACAGCAAUGGUUUUAUAAUCUGACUAAUCCGUUUCGAUCGGCUUGUUGGUUUGAAAAAGCUCUUACUACAUUGCUUGCAACGUAUGCUGUCAAUGAGAUUUAUCCAGAUAAUCGAAUAAUAAAUUUAUUUGUUGUUCAAAAUCAACAUACUUCUUUUUAUUUGGAUGGUGAUUAUCGUAUGUGGAAUUCUACUUCAGAAGAUGACAGUUUAUUGAAAAUUCGCGAAUCCAUCAGAGGACCCUUUAUACUGCGCAUGAUGCAAUACGCCUUUACCGAAGAAAUAUUUUGGAAAAACGUUCGCUCAUAUACAAAUAGCACGGCUUCAAGGUAUUCUUCUUCACAGUCGGUGGCUUCUACAUUGCAUAUCUGUUGCUUCUUAUUUUGAAGGCGUAUAGCGAACUACGAUCUAUGCCAUACUUUGAUCUUCGUCUGCGGUUCUUGACACUACUUGCUGCGGUUGUCGCCGGCGUCUGCAGUUUGGUCACGGCUCGUCAAUUUGGAGCCGGAGUUUUAGAAGACAGUUUUGCCUCUCGCCUUUCGACUUAUUAUCGCACAUCCGCGCAAUUCAUGGCCCUUUACGGUCUCCUUAAUUUUUAUCUGUACACCAUGGCGUACGUUUACGCGCCCGCACUCCAGCAGGUCUACGGACAACAUUCAUCGAUAACGAAAGAUAAUCCUGCGUUCUCGAUGUUUAACGACUCAGAGGAGGAAGUUAUAUACGGUUCGGACGAGGAUAGUCGGCGACCGCUGACUCGUGUUCCGCGAAACGCGGAGGACAGUGACUGAGGGCCUUAAAAAAGAAUUUAUUAACUACUUCUUACGCUCUAAGCGUAAAUAUAUUUGUUAAACGCGGAAAUAAUGAGAGAAGCAACAAUUUUUCUGAUUCAAUGAGAAUUUCUAGUCUGAUUCGCAGUCCUACUGCCGUCAUUAAAAGCUGCAAAAGAGAAAGAGAGAGACCCAGAUAGCAAAUGUACGUUUUGACGUUUAAUGUCAGUUUGUUACUACUUGGGAAAAAACAAAUUGAAGUUGCGUAUAGGUAAUUUGUUAAAUAAACAAAUAUUAAUUUUAAACAAGGAUUUGUCACGUUUCAUGCAGUAUUCGAGAAGAUGUAUAUAAAAAAUAUAUACACUAAUAUUUAUGUAUCGUGUAUAGAGAUAAAUGUAAGAACUGACGGAAAGAAAAUGAAGAUGACGCGGAAUGAGGAACGGAAAAUAGGAAAAAAAUAGAAAAAAGGAAUUUAGAAAAUUUUUUAAAUAAUGC
This is a messenger RNA of Nylanderia fulva, 2722 nucleotides long. The record is from RefSeq and is a predicted model, not a curated record. NCBI's taxonomy places the organism in Eukaryota, Metazoa, Arthropoda, Insecta, Hymenoptera, Formicidae.